UAAUAGAUUGAGAUUUGUGACUCUGUUGUUGAAAAACGUUAAUUGUUAUGAGUUAGAUAAGAUUUUUCAAAAUAAGAAAAUUUAAUUCAAUUUAUGGGGGCUCAAUCUUUUCAAAUCUUACAAAUUAACUUAAAAGAUUGAUUUCAUUCAGCGUUAAAUUUUUGUGGAACUUUGAAUUUUUCAUUUUAUUAGGUGUGAAUAUAAUACAAUAAAAAGCUUAAUUUAAAAAAAUGAUACAUGACGCUUUGUUGAUACUUUGGGAUUGCUCACAACUUUCUGAAGGAAAUCAGCAUGAACCAAUAACAUACGCAAAUGAAGGUGAUGCGGCAGUUUAUAAAAGAAUAUGUGGGAUUGCAAAAUCGCAUCACAAAAUACAAAACUUUAUAUAUGCUACAACCUUUCACUCAAGGAAAAGACAAACAGAGACAACCAACCGAUCAUUUGGACUAUAUGGUCAAGCAUUAAGUGAAGGUAUAUCUGAAGUUCUAGAAUCAUACAAAAAAACUUUGAAAGAUGUUGAACAAUUAGUGAUUGCAAAUCCCUCCUACCCUCUCGCAUUUGUGUAUGGUUACAUUGAAAAGUAUCAAGGACUGUUUAAUACACUUAAUAGAAUAAUAAUUACUAUAUUGGAGCGAAGAUUGGCUGGUUGUCAGAUUUUAAGUCUAGUACAUCAAUUUAUACUGAGUGGUAAUGAAAUGGUACAUGAAGCGAUCUUACAAAUAUUCUCAUGCAUCAAUUCCGUAUUCCUUGAUCAAUUAUGUACUUGGCUGUUGUAUGGAGAAUUGAAGGAUCCAUAUGAGGAAUUCUUUGUUUACUGUAUAAAUAAAGAGGACAGAACAGAUUCAUUUAUAUCACGUCCAUCCACAACAAAUACAGUUGAUAAGUCUUUGGUAUUAACACUGCAGCAAACGCCAUUAGAAUGCGGGUAUAAUUUGAAUGCUGCUAUGAUACCAUACUUUAUACCGCUUUCAUUGGCCCAAGAAAUACUAUUUAUAGGCAAAACAGUUGUGCUAUUUGGAUUUGAUCCAAAGAAAGUAAAAAAAAAUCAAGCAUUUUCAAUGAGUAGAACUAUGCUGCCAUUGCAGAAAACUAAUUUGGACUCUAGAAGGUUUACGAUAUGGGAAGAAAAAGAGGCCGAAUUUCACGAGAAACUACAAAAACUAAAGUCCCCUGAAGAGUUUGAAGUUUGUAAUUUGAAAAACGUUGUAAGAGAUAUAAAGGAAUGUGUUACUAAGCAUUUGUGGUCAGUUGCUGUGGAGGAAGCCCAACUAAUCCACGAGCUGCGUCUGAUGAAAGACUUCUACCUCCUGGGGCGAGGGGAGCUAUUUCUCGAGCUUUUGCGACUCACUUCACAUAUAUUGGACAGGCCUACCACCAGGACUUCGACCAGAGAUUUGAAUCAAGCAUUUCAAUUAGCCGCUAGAGCAGUGUUUCUGAGCAACAGUGCUGAUAUAGAAAAGUUUAGUUUCGAACUGCCUUAUGUCAAGCCGAUUCUCUCUAAUAAUUCUUCAUUGGAAGACACCAGUAGUACAGUAGCGGACGGGUGGUCGAGCAUCAUCCUGAAGUACGACUUCAAGUGGCCGCUCCAUCUGAUAUUCGCGCCGGAGCUGCUAGCGCGCUACAACGACAUGUUCCGACUGCUGCUGAGGAUCAAGAAGACCCAGCACGACCUGCACUCGCUGUGGAAGACCUACAAGCAUUCUAACAAUUUCAGCGUGUGCCAGUUGCACAACAAGCUGAUGUUCCUGAUGGACAACUUGCAGCAUUACUUGCAGGCCGACGUACUCGAGACCAACUUCUCGCGGUUCAUGGCCGAAGUCGACAAGACCAACGACUUUGAAACAUUGAAGAACGCACACGCCAAUUUCCUGGCCAAUAUAUUGACUCAAUCGUUCUUGACUAUUACUGCAAACGAAGGCAGCGAGUGUGCGGAGGAUGCGGUGGACUGUAUCAACAACCCGGUGUUCUGCAACAUCAUGGAGCUGCUGAAGCUGUGCCACUCCUUCUGCAGCUCCAGCCAGUGCGCUGACAGGAGCGAGGACUACUACGUCACCGUCUACUCUGACAGGUUCAACAAAUUAGUGAAACAGUUGAUGCAACUGUUAGUAGCGCUCAGAGACCGGCCGUGCGGCGUGUUCCUGGCGCGGUUAUUGAUGAGACUCGACUACAACCGCUGGCUCAGUGGUGAAGCUCAGCUCACCAGAUCUGUCACCAGCAUGCUAAAAUACUAAAGUCCGCGCGCUAAGCAGAAAUAAUUUCGUACGUUAACCUGUUAGUACCUCUCCCUGUCACAAGAUUCUUUAAAAGAUUUACAAUCACUGACCUGUACAAAAACCACUGGACAGGCUGUCCCAUAUGUUUGACAAGAAUUUUUUUGUGCCUAUUAAAAGCGCCACUCGCGAGCUUCCAGAGAACUAAUUUUGACGUAUAAUACAAAUGGCUGCGAAGGAUCGUACAAUACUCUUAAGUAUUUUUGCAUUUUGAAUUAAUUUGGUUCGCUUUCCGUGUUAUUUAUACUUCAAGAAUCAACGUAAUGAAGUACACAUUUUUUGUUUGUAAAUAGUUUCCCACCAUCUGUCUAUGUUUGCUGAGGUUGUCAUCACUAGUUUUAGUACCGCAGACUCUCGUUACAUGGCCAACAGCGCCAAUAUCAAACAGGCACAAAAGCACGUUGACAGCCGCCAGUCCAGUGGUAUAUAGUAGAGGUCAGUGCUUACAAUCCAUGAGGACGGCAACUAUUGCAUCAAAUAAACUUUUUAACUCAAAUUAAA
Molecule: messenger RNA, 2771 nt
Organism: Leptidea sinapis
Lineage: Eukaryota; Metazoa; Arthropoda; Insecta; Lepidoptera; Pieridae
Gene: Grip75
Product: gamma-tubulin complex component 4
Exons: 12
Coding region: 231-2231 (666 amino acids)
Biological process (GO): mitotic cell cycle; cytoplasmic microtubule organization; microtubule nucleation
Cellular component (GO): gamma-tubulin complex; spindle pole; centrosome
Molecular function (GO): microtubule minus-end binding; gamma-tubulin binding
Source: RefSeq, a predicted model, not a curated record